CCCCCGCUUGUCAUUUGUUUAUGUCGUUUUCGUCGAUUCGUAGUAAACAUUCGUUGGUUUGCAAUUCGGUGAGGAAGAACACCGCCGCCCCGCCGGUGGCAUCGUCUCGCACGAAGACCCGCAUCCGAGUGAUGGUCGCCGGAUGGUGCGCAAGGCGCAGAACGGUAAAUCGCCAAAGAAAUCGCGCAAGAGCGACACGGACGGUCACCUAAUGUUCGGUCGCGCGUCCACCUCAGCCGCCGACACGUCGGUGCACAAACGCAACCUAUGUAUCGUAUCAUUUCCGAUCGUUUUUCUCUUCAACCUGUUCCGCGCGCUGCUCUAUCAGAUUUUCGUUAUUUUUCGUUUCGUUUAUUGUAGUUCCUCUUACUAUUUGGUCCGCAAGCGUAGGCACGACCAGCCGCAGCUGGAGGACGCCUCCACGGUAGUCAUCGAGGAGAUUCACGACAUGCAGCAGGGACAUCGCAAUUCAGGGCCUGGCCCCGGUGAUCCGUUGCUAGCCAAGCAGAAACAUCAUCAUCGUCGUGCGUUUGAGAAUAUCUCCAAAGCGCUUAAAAUCGACGAAGAAAACGAAGGACAAAAAGAGCAAGCAAUUGAAUUGUACAAGAAAGGCAUCAAUGAAUUGGAACUGGGUAUCGCAGUGCAGUGCUGGGGUGGCAGAGGAGAAGUCUGGGAGAGAGCACAGAGAUUGCAUGAGAAAAUGAAGACCAACUUGGCUAUGGCAAAAGACCGACUGCAAUUUUUAGAAUGCACAAACAAUGUAGAAGCAUUAAAUCUGAGUACAACUGCCACCGGUAGCAACAAUAAUGCAUUAAAACCAAAGUCUAGUCAAUUAAAUGCAGCGUCCGGUAAGAAAUUAACCAUCGCAGCGAAAAGACCAGCUAAUGCUUCACUGUCGAAGAGUUUAACGCUUCCAAGGAGUAUGGGAUCACGCAAUGCACCGAUACAACCAGUGCGGCCAUUCAAUAAGAUGUCAUCGACACCUCCCGCUAUUAAGAAACAACUAUCUAUUCCGGGAUCAAGUUCUCCAGCAAGGAAAACACCUUCGUUAGGUUCAGGAACAAAUAAAGCCUCAACAAGUCGAAAAUCAAUGAAUCUCCGCGGAGUAGAUCCGAAACUAGCUCAGAGUAUACUCGACGAGAUUGUAGAAGGCGGCCAGUCGGUGCAAUGGGACGAUAUAGUCGGCCAAGACACCGCUAAGCAAGCCCUGCAGGAAAUGGUAAUAUUACCAUCGCUGCGACCCGAGUUAUUCACUGGUCUUCGCUCUCCCGCGCGCGGAUUACUCCUAUUCGGCCCGCCCGGCAAUGGAAAAACACUAUUAGCACGCGCAGUUGCAACCGAAUGUCAAGCGACGUUCUUUUCGAUCAGUGCCGCUAGUCUCACAUCGAAAUUCGUCGGCGAUGGCGAAAAACUAGUACGCGCUUUGUUUUCUGUCGCUAGGGAACUGCAACCGUCGAUUAUAUUCAUCGACGAGGUUGAUUCACUGCUCUCAGAGCGUUCUAAUAACGAACACGAGUGCAGCAGACGCUUGAAGACGGAAUUCUUGGUGGAAUUUGAUGGAUUACCGUCUAAUCCAGAAAGUGAAAGAGUGGUUGUUAUGGCCGCGACAAAUCGUCCGCAAGAAUUAGACGAAGCCGCAUUGCGUCGUUUCCCGAAACGUGUAUACGUAACACUUCCGCAAGUAAGCACGCGUUCUGACCUUUUACGCAAAUUACUCUCAAAACAAGGCUGUUCGUUAAACGACGCCGAAUUAAAACGUCUCGCGACACUUACCGAUGGCUACUCGGCGAGUGACCUCACCGCGCUUGCCAAGGACGCAGCCCUGGGUCCAAUCCGUGAGUUGCAACCCGAGCAGGUGAAGCUGAUGGAUCCCGGCGCGGUGCGUUCGAUCACGCUAAACGAUUUCCUCGACUCGCUCAAGCGUAUCAGGCGCAGUGUUUCGCCGCAAAGUCUCGUCGCGUACGAGAAAUGGUCGCUGCAAUAUGGCGACGUCUCGCUGUAAAGUUAUGUUGCAUUCCGAGCAUUUGAGUUGUGAGUUAAGCAUACACAUCGAUUGUUCCUUUACAUUUAACAUAUGUUUACACUGUUUGAUUAAUGAUAAAUAACCGCUCUCUAGUGAUUAACUAGUGGAUAGUGUGUAUGACCAGUGCAAUUGUUACUUUUGUUAUAAUUCUGUUAAAAUUUGACAGUUGAUGAGUUUUUGUUCAAUCAAUACUCGAGCCAUUUGUAAAUCUAUAGACGUAGUGAUAGCGAUUGUAUCAAUAGUGAAUAUUUGGUUUAUUUUUCUAACGUACUCUGUAGGGUAGUCCGGUUUUGAUUGAGUUGAUUAAUGUGACAUGGACGUACUAAUUGUGAUUAUAGUUCUUACAACAUAAGAUAAAAGAAAAACAACUAUGAAAACUUCACUCACGGUGCUUUUGCACAUGUCGAUCCGCUUUCCGUUCGUUUUGUAUCUUAAGCACUAAACGAUUAUUUAAAUAAACACUUUAAAUACGUAAA
This is a messenger RNA of Dalotia coriaria, 2499 nucleotides long. It is a transcript of the gene spas, whose product is annotated as spastin. Lineage: Eukaryota; Metazoa; Arthropoda; Insecta; Coleoptera; Staphylinidae. The record is from RefSeq and is a predicted model, not a curated record. Gene Ontology annotation, molecular function: microtubule severing ATPase activity; ATP binding; ATP hydrolysis activity. The transcript has 6 exons. Gene Ontology annotation, cellular component: microtubule cytoskeleton. The coding region runs from base 143 to 2002 and encodes 619 amino acids.